AUGACCGACCGCCCUGCCUCACAGGGCUCACGACCACCCUCACAGCCAAACCAACAACAACAUCAACCGACCAGCCCCAACACCCAACGAGCACAGCCACCCAAACACGUCUCCUUCCGCCACGACCCCCGAGUCUCAAUAGCCACCCAGGCCCUCCAGCACAACCUCAGCGAUGGCCAAACAACAAGUGGUGACCGCAAAAGUCGGUUACGGAGAGUGUCCGAGGGCAAAGGCAGUAUCAACGAGUCUUCACCGCUUCUUGGCGGAGGAGGGGCGGAGGAGGUGGAGAGUAGACCUUCCACUUCUGCUGGCCCCUUCAGCCCGGGCUUCAGCGAGUACUCCGGUGUAGAAGACCAUACGCAGGAGACGAAGAGCUCGUGGUAUCUGCUUCUACUCACAUCUGCGCUUGGCGGCCUACAAAUAGCCUGGUCCGUCGAACUCUCCAACGGCUCGCCCUACCUCCUCAGCCUGGGCAUCUCCAAAUCCCUCCUCGCAUUCGUCUGGAUCGCCGGUCCGCUGUCCGGUACUCUCGUUCAGCCAUACGUAGGCAUCAAGUCGGAUCGCUGCCGAUGGAGUUUCGGCAAACGUCGCCCGUUCAUGAUCGGUGGAGCGGCGGCCACAAUCCUCUCCCUCAUGGCUUUGGCAUGGACACGCGAAUUAAUAGGCGUCAUCGGCCAUAAUGUGUUUGGGCAGCCCUGGGACUCGAAGGCUAUCGCCACCGGAUCUAUCGUCUUCGCUGUGCUCAUGAUAUACAUCUUGGAUUUCUCUAUCAAUGUCAUCCAAGCUGGUGUUCGAGCUUUCAUCGUGGAUAAUGCGCCUACGCAUCAGCAAGAUAGCGCCAAUGCAUGGGCUUCGCGGAUGAGUGGCGUGGGAAAUAUUGUGGGCUACCUCUUUGGCUAUGUCGACCUGCCAAAGUACCUGUGGUUCUUCGGCGAUUCACAAUUCAAGGUCCUUUGCGUGAUUGCCUCACUUGCUAUGGCUAGCACACUGGCGGUAUCCUGCAUCAGCAUCAAAGAGCGCGACCCGAGCAGAGACGGCGACCCAGGCGCCGAAGCAGAUGGAGUCAUUUCGUUCUUCCGUGGCCUCUUCCAAUCCAUCAAGAAACUACCCACUCAGAUCAGCCGCGUCUGCCAAGUCCAAUUCUUCGCUUGGAUCGGCUGGUUCCCGUUCCUCUUCUACAUCACAACCUACAUCGGCGAAAUCUACGCCAAUCACUACCUAGAGGAACAUCCAAACCUCUCCCCAGACGAGGAACUCCAACUAUGGGAACGCGCCACCCGACAAGGAACCUUCGCCCUCCUCAUCUUCGCCUUCACCACUUUCUCCGCCUCCAUCAUCCUCCCGUUCAUCAUAGUCAGCUCCUUCCAACCUCCGUCACCGGAUCCUACCACGCCAUUCACUCCCGGACCUAGUACGCCCGCGACGCCCGGUGGAGGCUACUUCAUGCUGCCUAAGGGGCGCUUCGCCGCCACGCCCAUGACACCGCAUACACCCGGUGGACCACCCACAGCAGGCGGAGGCUUCUUCGCACGCCAACGGUCUAGAAAGCCCAAGGUCGAGCGGGACGACGCGAGCGAGAGCCAGAAAAGCAAAACGACAGGCUGGCGGAAGUACAUCCCCACCAGCACGGAAAUCCCAUGGCUCACGCUCCGCCGCGCCUGGAUGCUAAGUCACAUCAUCUUCGCCCUCUUAAUGUGGAUGACGUUCUCAGUCAAAGACACCCGCGGCGCCACCAUCCUCGUCGCACUCAUCGGGAUUCCCUGGGCCAUGACGAACUGGGCCCCCUACGCCCUCAUCGCGGCCGAGAUCAGCAAACGCGACGCCAUCCGUCGCGGCGAUAUCCCGGCCCCUCCGACCGCCGAAGGGGAAAUGUUGGCUUCCGGGGAUGAUCCGAGCGAUGGGGCUGACCAAGCCGGGGUGGUAUUGGGGAUCCAUAAUGUUGCUAUUGCGGCGCCGCAGGUUAUUGCUACGUUGGGGAGUAGUGUUAUUUUUAAGCUGUUGCAGAAGCCGAGGGGGGAGGGGCAGGAUGAUAGUGUGGCGUGGGUUUUGAGGUUCGGAGGGUUGGCGGCGUUGGUGGCGGCUUAUCUUACGAGGAGGGUUGGGGAGGAGCCUGCCGAGCAGGAAUAA
Recurvomyces mirabilis is the source of this 2127-nucleotide messenger RNA. RefSeq lists its product as uncharacterized. The transcript has 2 exons. The record is from RefSeq and is a predicted model, not a curated record. The coding region runs from base 1 to 2127 and encodes 708 amino acids. Gene Ontology annotation, cellular component: plasma membrane. NCBI's taxonomy places the organism in Eukaryota, Fungi, Ascomycota, Dothideomycetes, Mycosphaerellales, Teratosphaeriaceae. Gene Ontology annotation, molecular function: sucrose:proton symporter activity.